Juglans regia (Persian walnut) is the source of this 1709-nucleotide messenger RNA. Its product is annotated as cytochrome P450 714C2-like. Gene Ontology annotation, molecular function: iron ion binding; heme binding; monooxygenase activity. The record is from RefSeq and is a predicted model, not a curated record. NCBI's taxonomy places the organism in Eukaryota, Viridiplantae, Streptophyta, Magnoliopsida, Fagales, Juglandaceae. The transcript is spliced from 5 exons. The coding region runs from base 23 to 1570 and encodes 515 amino acids.
AAGACAAAAGAAGACUCCAGCCAUGGAGGCGCUCCAGUUUGAUCCAGCAAAGAUAUUCGUUUGCCUUGCAUUGCUUGGUUUCACCGGACUGUUGGUACGCCUGUAUAAUGCGCUGGUGGUGAAGCCAGAGAGGCUUCGAUCUGCGCUGAGGAAGCAAGGCAUCACCGGACCACCGCCGACUUUGCUACUCGGAAAUAUCAGGGAGAUAAAGAAGGCCAGAUCCACCUCAGUUAAUGUCGCUCCCGCCGGUGAAAGCCCGGUUUCCCACAAUUGUGCUUCUCUCCUCUUUCCCUUCUUCGAGCAAUGGAGGAAAACAUACGGAAAUUUAUUUGUGUUUUCUCUCGGAAACACACAAAUAUUAUUCAUAAACAAACCAGACAUCGUGAGAGAGAUAACCACAUGCACAUCCUUGGACUUGGGGAAGCCAUCGUAUCAGCAAAAAGACCGUGGUGUUUUGCUUGGUCAGGGAAUUCUCACUUCAAAUGGGGCUAUCUGGGCCCAUCAGAGGAAAGUUUUUGCUCCCGAAUUGUACAUGGAGAAAGUUAAGGGAAUGAUGAACUUAAUUACCGAGUCUACCAUCACUCUGCUAAACUCAUGGAAGAGUAGGAUCGAGACUGAGGAUGGAACCGCAGAUAUACACAUUGACGAGUACCUGAGAAGUUUCUCUGGUGAUGUGAUCUCAAGAGCCUGUUUUGGCAGCAACUAUGUCCAAGGGGAAAAGAUUUUCCUAAAACUACGAGUUCUGCAGGAGGUACUUUCCAAGAAAGUUUUAUAUACUGGGAUACCUGGGAUGAGGUACCUUCCCACGAAAAGCAAUAGGGAAGCAUGGGAGUUAGAAAAGGAAGUCCGCAGUUUGAUACUGCAGGUAGUAAAAGAGAGGGAGAAAGCCUCGCAUGAGAAGGAUUUACUGCAGAUGGUCCUGGAGGGAGCUAAGAACAUGAGCAAAGAGUCUAGUGACAGAUUCAUUGUUGACAACUGCAAGAACAUAUACUUGGCUGGGUAUGAGACCACUGCAGUUUCUGCCACAUGGUGCCUCAUGCUUUUAGGUUCAAAUCAAGAAUGGCAAGACCGUGUCCGUGCUGAGGUUCUCGACAUCUGCCGAGGUGGUAACCCUGAUGCUGAUAUGCUUCGUAAGAUGAAACAGCUAACGAUGGUGAUUCAUGAAUCGUUGCGUCUGUAUCCACCUGUUCCUGUGGUGUCUAGGGAGGCCUUGAAGGACAUGAAAUUCGGAGACAUUGAUAUCCCAAAGGGUGUCAACCUUUGGACCCUGGUGCUGACAUCGCAUACAGAUCCAGAAAUAUGGGGACCGGACGCCUACAAGUUCAACCCAGAAAGAUUUGCAAAUGGAAUUACAGGUGCUUGCAGUCUUCCACACUUGUACAUGCCAUUUGGAGUUGGACCCCGCGUGUGUCUUGGACAGAACUUGGCCAUGGUCGAACUCAAAAUAUUGAUAGCAUUACUUGUGUCAAACUUCUCUUUCUCCCUCUCCCCAAAGUACAGCCAUGCACCUGCUCUUGGGUUGGUGAUAGAGCCUGAACAUGGAGUAGACCUCUUGGUGCAGAAGUUGUGAGCUAUGCCUCGUGGCUGGGUUGGUUCAAUACACAAGGAAGGAGAAAAUAAGAUUCGCGUACCAGUUUUUUUUGUCUUUUUCUUUUUCUUUUUACUGUAUGAUGUCAACUUCUCUCGUUGAAAAUUAUUGGCUUAGCUGU